AUGGCCCCGAAGGAGGUCGGCGCCACCGGCGACCUGUGCGGCCCACAGGCUGGUUGGAGCGGCGCCCCUCCUUCCUCCUCCCACGCCGGCGAAACCAUGGCGCUCGCAGGUCCAUGGCGGCGCGCGGCUGCGGCGGCCGGCGGUGGAGGCAUUGCGUGGCGAGGUGGCCACGGCGCGGCCCAGCGAGGCGGCCGGGCCUCGAGCUCCGCCGGACCUCUCCUCGAGCCGGUACGCGAGGUUCGGCAGCGGCACGAGCGGGGAUCGGCAGGGGCGCGUGGGCGGGGUUCAACGGCGUCGAGCUUGGCGGCGGCACGCGCGGGGUUCGGCAGCGUCAAGCUCAACGGCGGUGCAGCACGUGGAGCAGCUCCGACCAUGUCACGCCGCCCCCCUCCGCGCCCCUGCACCGCCCCCUCUGCCCCCUCCAGCCGCCGGCAGGAGCGCGGCAUCGGGUACGGCGGCGGGAGCGCCGGCCGGCGCGAGCGGCUCGGAGCGGGGGCACGCGGAGGCAGAUGA
This is a messenger RNA of Panicum virgatum (switchgrass), 513 nucleotides long. RefSeq names its product dehydrin Rab16B-like. The record is from RefSeq and is a predicted model, not a curated record. The transcript has a single exon. Lineage: Eukaryota; Viridiplantae; Streptophyta; Magnoliopsida; Poales; Poaceae. Bases 1 to 513 code for a protein of 170 amino acids.